UUCUUGUCCCUAUUUUGGACUACUCGCUGCCAAGGCCAGUGCGCAUUCAUAGCGCUUAACUAUAAACACAUAAUUCUUGGACCGUACGACUUUUCCUCAGUUCACGUACAAUGGGACUGGGGCGAGUCCUCUCUGAGUCUUUGUCCUCUCUUUGUCUAGUUGUAACAUUAUUGUACAGCAGUGAGAACGUCGUUGGUCUUCGCAUUUUCUUAUACUAUCGUCACGACUACAAAUGGGCAAGACUUGUGGUGCGGUAUACAAUCCCCCAAUCAAGGUUUCCAAUAUCUCCGACAUCAUCUCUGCCUUUACUACACUUCAACUACAGCCCAGCUGUUUGGCCUUACAUUCUGAGUAAAGAUGGACUUACGACGCUCCUUCUCGACCCUGAGAUUACACUGGUGACGAAACCAUCCUCAUUCUAUGAAAUUUGUUGGCGAACCGGCUCUUUCCCGGGGACCAAUCAUACUCACAGGCGGCAAAUACUUGAGCUCAACCGAUGAACGAUAUGCACAUUCAACACCUUCGCAACACAUGAUACAUGAUAACCUUGAAGGCCUGGAACCAAAUGGGUGGGCAACGGGAGCCUUUCUUCCCUACCUUAAUACUGGCUGUAGCGAGUAUGAAGUGUCCAUGCGACUGGAACGCUUCUAGCGAAAAGGGCUCAAUCAAGUAUGAGCAUAUAGUUCCAGAUGGCUUUUUUAC
Molecule: messenger RNA, 702 nt
Organism: Cantharellus anzutake
Lineage: Eukaryota; Fungi; Basidiomycota; Agaricomycetes; Cantharellales; Hydnaceae
Exons: 2
Coding region: 111-500 (129 amino acids)
Source: RefSeq, a predicted model, not a curated record